AAAACUGCUCUCAGAUCAAACAUUGCUAUGCCGUCACUAUUUGUUUGACCUGGUUUAACUGGUUAUUAGCCUUUGAUCUUCAUGGCCUUCUCAACCCCUUUUCCCUUCUCUGUCCUCCUUUUGGCUGGGGAUGAGAAACAACAAAUCUGAGAGCUGAAAACGUAGCCUGGAAACCUCUUACCAAUGAUUGGGAUGGUCUUUGUCUAAAGCAGCACAUCAGGCUUUUGCUUGUCUGUCUCACAGGAGAGGGGUGCAGGAAAGAAAAGGAAGAUGCAGCUGCUAUUACCAAUUCUCAUCUGUAUGUGCCCUGCUGUUGCUGCACAGCACCGCUUGGUGGAAGAUAUAUGUACUGCCAAACCAAAGGAUAUUCCAGUAAACCCAGUUUGCAUUUACCGCAACCCUGAGAAAAAGCCACAAGAGGAUGCAAGCUCUCCAUCUGAUACAGAAACAAUCCCCACCAGUACAAACCCUCGAGUCUGGGAGUUGUCCAAGGCUAAUACCCGCUUUGCUUCUGUCUUCUACAAAAAACUCACCAACUCCAGGAAUGCCAACGAGAACAUCUUCAUGUCACCAAUCAGCAUCUCCACAGCCUUCGCCAUGACCAAGCUAGGAGCCUGUGGCAAUACCCUUCAGCAGUUAAUGACGGUUUUUAAGUUUGAUACCAUUUCUGCAAAGACAUCAGAUCAAAUCCACUUCUUCUUUGCCAAACUGAACUGUCGACUUUACAAAAAGGUCAACAAAUCCUCAGAGCUGGUGUCAGCCAACCGCCUCUUUGGGGAAAAGUCCCUAAACUUUAAUGAAACCUACCAGAAUAUUAGCGAAGUGGUGUAUGGAGCUAAACUCUGGCCUUUGAAUUUCAAGGAGAAGCCAGAGUUAUCAAGGGCAUUAAUUAAUAAUUGGGUGGCAAAUAAGACAGAGAAACGCAUCAUGGAAGUAAUCCCGGAAGGAGGCAUUGAUAGCAACACUGUUUUGGUGCUAGUCAACACUAUCUAUUUCAAGGGCCACUGGAAAUCCAAGUUCCACCUUGAAAACACAAAGGUGGAGCCAUUUUUCAGAGCUACCUCUGAGCCUUGCCCAGUGCCUACAAUGUAUCAGGAAGCUUCCUUCCGCUAUGCCUCCAUUCCAAGUUCUAGAGUACAGGUGCUGGAGCUUCCCUACAAAGGAGAUGAUAUCACAAUGGUGCUCAUCUUGCCGUAUGUGAACACACCCUUGGCCGAAGUGGAACAGGCACUGACGUCAGAGAAACUGGAAAGCUGGUUGAACUCCAUGAGUGAAGUUUCCCUCUCGGUACAUCUUCCCCGUUUCCGAAUAGAGGACAAGUUUAGCUUGAAGGAAAAACUACAACAUAUGGGAUUGAGGGAUCUCUUCAGCCCUGAACAUGCCAGUCUGCCAGGUAUAAUUACAGGAUCUGAACCAAACCUUUAUGUAUCUGAAGCCUUCCACAAAGCUUCUCUUGAGGUGAAUGAAGAAGGCAGUGAAGCAUCAGCUGCCACAGCAGUUAUGAUCACAGGUCGUUCAUUUCCUUUGAACAAACACGUCUUCAAAGCCAACAAACCUUUCCUGGUGCUUAUAUGUGAAGCUGCCAUCAACUCUAUCCUGUUCAUGGGCAGAGUUGCUGAUCCUUGCUCUUAAAACGUCUGUUAUUGUGGUGAUGGUUUUAGACUCCUAUUGCUGAACCAACUCUGCACGUUUUAAUGCCUAGCUAAUAAAACACCAUUCCUGUAUCUCUGGUGCAUUGUGCCCAUACUCAGUGAAUGUAAACCUUGCCAAAAUCUCAUCUUUUUUUCCCCUUUUCUUUCUUUUGUUGCUAUCAGACAGUUUUGCUCAGUGUGGGCACAGUGGGCUUUCCAUUGUUGCUGGGCUGCAUUUCCCAUCAGCCAUAGCCAAAACAGGUGAUGGUGAGGAAUGCUGAGAGUUGCAAUCCAACAAUAUUUGAAGGGCCACAUUGUGCCAUCCCUUGAUCUUGGCUGCUAGCUGCUGGAAUUUUACAGUCCAGCAAGAAUGGGACUUGCAAGAAUAUUUGUUAGGGACAAAUCAUUAGCUUUCAAGAUAAAUCAUUUGCAUCAGCCACGUGUGCUUACUCCAACCUUUACAUUUUUCUAUUUCUAUCUGCAAUUACUGUUUGCCAACCUUUCUGUUUAAAAGCUCUGAAUUUUACAAGCAGAAUCAUUUGUUAAAAGAAAGUACAGGGGUAUAUAUCUUAACAAUUUAAAAUAAACAGAUGUCCUAGCUCUCUAGCAGUGCUCAGAAAGAGCUGUUUAACUAGUGGUGUCUCCAAAAGGACUGUGACCUUCUUUAUGGCAGAUGUUUAUGGACACUGGCAGUGCAGUAUGAUAGAUGUCCCAGUCUCAAGUCGGGGGGGGGCAUCCAAAUGAAGGUACUUAUAGCAAAGAAAUGGUUGGAUAGAUAACUAGAAUUCUGAUUUGUGGGCAUGCUUUUGCAGAAUGAAGACUAGACCAAGGGAUAUGAAUCCAAAAUGCAGCACAAAUGCCACAGUAGACCAUUCCUACCCUCCAGAACCAGCCCAGUCCCCUCACUGGGCUCUGUGCAGCAUGCACAUCCAUCAGCAUUGCCAUCGCACCAAUUGUGGAAGUAGUCCCACCAGUGCUUCCUUGCUUCUCCCCAGAGCUCACCACUCUGGUGAGGAGGCAGGAAGAUGAGUCUCCAUGCUCAGAUGCUGAGCAGUUGGCUGUGAGAAAUGGAGAUGCGCCCAUGGGACUACUUCUGCAAUUGGCAUGACGAUGAUGUUGAUGGAUACGUGUGCUGCACGGAACCCAGUCAAUGGACUCGGCUGGUUACGGGGGGGUGGGGCGGGAAUGGAUUGCUGCGGUACCGCGUUUUGCAUUCGUAUUCCCUAGAUACAAACAUGAAGUGCUCAUAUCUAAUGAAGACAUGUCUAAUAAAAACCCUAACAUCCCAUUCAAAGGAUCACACAGUUAUAUCCACGAAAAAACAAAGCCCAGCCUCCAGAGAUGUAUGGCAUUCAAUCUAUGCAAUUUUGUCUGAAAGAAAAGUAGGAUUAAUUAAAUGGCAGCAAACUCAUUCUUAGAGAUCCAACAAAUAAGAUAUUAUUUAGCCUUGGAUAUAGGCAUCCCAACUUUUUGAAGCCCUUUGUGAACUACUGAAGAGGGGAAGGAAAACUGCAAUUAAAAAUUAUUCUCACCUA
This is a messenger RNA of Pogona vitticeps (central bearded dragon), 3166 nucleotides long. RefSeq names its product serpin family C member 1 (gene SERPINC1). Gene Ontology annotation, molecular function: serine-type endopeptidase inhibitor activity. The record is from RefSeq and is a predicted model, not a curated record. NCBI's taxonomy places the organism in Eukaryota, Metazoa, Chordata, Lepidosauria, Squamata, Agamidae.